AUGCAAAGGAAUGAUUGUCAUAGCACGAAAAUUCAAACAGUGCAUACUGUAUCGGGUCAUGGCUCAGUGUCGCAUUUUAGUCAUCCCAUCCACGUGAAAGGAGCCGGAAAUGAUAUGUAUUAUAACAACAGUAAUAAUGACGGAAAGAGUCUGCUGGAUGGAUCUUUUUCUAUGAAUUAUUUCGCCAAGCAGAGCGAUAAAUCUGACCUUUUCAUGAAAUCUUAUCCAUACGGUAAUAAUAAUAUGACAUUACCAAUCACUCCACCUAUUUCUGCAUCGUCAUCUUUGACAGAAACAAAGCAGCUAUUCAAUAAUUAUAUCACAUCAAGUCCAAAUACAACUAUCCAGACUCCAAUCAGUGCUAAUAAGAAUAAGCAAGCAAAGAAAAAUAAGAACAUGAACAAAUCAAAGAACAGGAACAGGUCAAAAAAUCAAUCACAUGCUCCAGCUCAAAAUUCCUACCAAGGUAAAAACAUGCAUCCGCAUCCACAUCCUAAACAACUUCCGAAUUCAAAUUUAUAUUCAUACACAAAUUCUCAUUUCAAUACAAAGUCAAAUUCCAAAUUUGCAAUGAAACCUGCAUCAGUUAUACCUCCAAAUUCAAAUUUUGCAGGUGCCUCAUUCGCAACAAGUUUACCAGAUUCUAAUGAUUUACCGAAACCAAGUUUUGUAUAA
Molecule: messenger RNA, 675 nt
Organism: Tetrapisispora phaffii CBS 4417
Lineage: Eukaryota; Fungi; Ascomycota; Saccharomycetes; Saccharomycetales; Saccharomycetaceae
Exons: 1
Coding region: 1-675 (224 amino acids)
Source: RefSeq, a predicted model, not a curated record